UCUUUUGGUAGGCAAAAACAUGCUUGGUUUGGUGCAAAAAAUCGGCGGAAGUUGAAUUUCGCACUCGCUUUUUAGCCUCGCAUAAUGGCAUGGGUUAUGCGUUAUAGUGUUCAUUUGAUUGUAAAAUGUGAGCGAGAAAGAAUACAAACCAAAAUAGCUGAAUGUUACAAAGAGGCUCCAACAGCAUGUCAUAGGUUUUCAUUUGCACUCGUCAUUGAAUAAACAAGAUGGCUACCAGUAGUAGUGGAAAUAAAUAGAUGACGAAGGAUGAAAUAGAAUGAAGCGACCCCUGUCUUGCAAACACGCAAAGGAAGAACAGCAAAGAGUGGACCGUCGUGCUUCUCUCGCGCGCGCAGUGGAGUGGAUUGGACAACCCCAAAUUUAGGACACCCCCUCUCCAUCCCUACCCAGCUUUGCUAGCACUUCGCUCUGAUUCCUCCUCCGCCUGCACCUCUGCCUUCGCCAUCAUCUUCUUCUCCACUCGGCGAUCCAUCGACGACCCCCAGAUGCAUGGUAUGACCUGCUGAUCCAUCACCCCACUGCACCUUGCGUUCGGCAGCAUGCAUCGAUCGUCUUGUUGUUCCUCGUAGGGAUUAUGCUCAGUUCUGCUGGUUACAUUGGUCCCCUCUCGAAUUGAUUCUUGUUCAUUUGGUUUGCUGAUUAUCAUCUUUCUAUCCUGUAUAUGCAUGGCCAGAAUCGAAUUCGAAUCCCCACUGAUUGAUGUUGAUGCAUGCGUUGCCUUUUCUGUUUCUUACUUGAUUGCGGACGCAUCUAUUCGUCAUCUUCUAGCUAGCAGGCAUGGAGCCUUUGCCAGAUAUCUACCCCUUGACAGGCCUGCAGAUUGGGUAAUUUCUUGUUCAAUUUGGUUUCUGAUGAUGAAGACGAUCCGUACAAGGAUGGAGACGUAGGAUUAAUUUCGAUGUCGUGCGUGCAGGGACAUCCAAUCCUACAUCUCGCGGGCGUUCCUCUACUUCGCCCCGCUCAGUAAGAAGGUGUUCAUCCUCGUGGACAACCAGCCCUGGCUGUCGGCCAAGCAGUCGCGGUCCGCGAGGCUGUGGCAGUUCAUGGUCACCAAGUUCAUUUGCAGUACAGGAUGUCUCCGUUCGCGAACUCGCGCGCGAAGCAGGUCCCGACGUUGGCCGCGGCGGCGGCGGCCGCCUCGGCCGCCGCCGCCGUCGGGGAGAGCGACGCGAUGCGGCGGUGGUUCGCGGUGGCGGACCUGAGCCGGGCGCUGCACGGGUUCCUGGUGUUCGAGGUGUCGUGGCGCGACGUGCACGGCAUCAACUACCUCAACGAGCUGCUGACGGACACGUCCCUGGCGCUGGAGGCGCGCUACAUGAAGAAGUGGGAGUUCUACAGCGCGGAGCAGGCGGCCGGGUGCACGCACCUCUGGUUCCUCGGCCGCGCCACCGAGGCGCGGGCGCUGCGGGGCUACCUCGCCGCCCUGCACGCGCACUCGGACCCCAGCGAGCAGCUGGAGGAGUGCGGCAUCGCGCUGCGCCGGACGUGCUCGUCCUCGUCCCUCAGCGCCGUCUCCGAGGACGACGACGACGGCCCCGCCGGCGGCGAGCCGGGCCACAGCGGCGGCAUGCCCCGGUACUCCUCGGAGGCCGACUACAUCGGCUCCCCGUCGGCCUCGGCCAGGGCCCGGCGGGCGCGCGCCGAGGCCCCGUUCGUGGCCCCCGCGCAGUACAGCGACACGCUGAUCCUGUUCCGGUUCCGGGACAGCCUGCUGCCGGUGAAGCUGCGGCAGAUCAUCAUGUCGGACAUCCGGCUGCUGACGCUCCUCGAGUCCGGCCUGCCGCCGUGGGUCAUCUUCUUCCAGUCGUACCCGCUGCUGUGCCAGCUGUACAGGCCGUGGAUGCGGCCGCUGGUGCGGAGCCUGUACCUGCUGGCGUCCCUCGUCACCGUGCUCAUCGGCUUCUACGACCUCUACAAGAACGUGCCGCUGCUCAAGUCCGCGGCGGCGCGCAUCUGCGGCCCGCUCUUCGGGUGGAUCGAGACGUGGGACAUGAUGACCCGGAUCCAGUACCUGGGCACCAUCCUCUUCCUCCGCAACCUGCGCAAGUGCCUGCAGAGCCUGCUGGCGCUGCUGCGCGCGGCGCAGGCGGUGCUCCGGGCCGUGGCGGCGCCGCUGGCCGACGCCGCGGGGCCGCUGCUGUCCGCCUGCGCCGAGCUGGGCGGCCUGGUGGCGGAGGGCCUGGCCCCGGCGUGGGCGCUGCUGGUGGACCUGGCGGAGGUGCUGUGGGCACCCUUCGACCUGGUCCUGGACAGCGUGGCCGGGUGCCUGGGGCCGCUGCUGCAGGUGGCGAUGCUGCCGGCGCGCGCCGCCGCGGCGCUGGCGGGCUGCGCGGGCACGCUGCUCUCCGCCACCUACAACUUCUCCAAGGACAUCUGGGAGACCAUGAGCAGCAUCUUCGAGCUCAACCACAUGUCGGAGGCGGCGCAGCAGAGCGCCUUCGACAUGUCGCAGAUCAAGACGCUCUGGAACGACCUCUUCUCCCAGAUCUUCCGCGCCCUCAGGGGCAUACUCAAUGGCAUAUCGGUGUUCUUCGCGUCCUGCAAUAGGCACAGGCUCAGCAUCUACAACCAUGCGCAGUCAAGGCUGCGGCACAUGCUCCGCGUCACCAGGCUGGCGCCGAGCUCGUGUCGAUGCAAGCACAGGGGGAGACGCCGUCCGGGGAAGAACAGUGAGGGUGAUGCGGUGGUGGAAUGCGAUGUCUGCAAGUGAGCACGAAUGUGUAUAUAUAUCAUCUCAGACUAAUAUUCCGUGUACCCCUAUACAUAUAUAUAAUUACAUCAAGCCACCGUUGCCGAC
Molecule: messenger RNA, 2818 nt
Organism: Panicum hallii
Lineage: Eukaryota; Viridiplantae; Streptophyta; Magnoliopsida; Poales; Poaceae
Exons: 5
Coding region: 1094-2731 (545 amino acids)
Source: RefSeq, a predicted model, not a curated record